AUGAGUUAUUUUCAAUCUGUAACGCAAAAACUUGCCAUGGGAGUUGAAACGGUAUAUCAGAAGCCGACGCCCGACAUCGAAGAAACAUCGAAAUCAUUGGUUUUAAAAUACAGCGGAAAUGAUUACGUCACAACAGUCCAAUGGCAGGAAGUUGGUGCUCUACAGGCUUCUUACUAUCAAAAAAUUAAUGAAAAAGUGGAUUUUGGAACUGAACUUCAGAUUAUUUUAGCAGCUGGUCGAAGAGAAGCUCAGCCAUCCAAAGCCGUUGCUAAUUGUUCGAAUUUGUUUUCAAGGGUGGAAAAUUCGAUUUUAGAGCCGCAACGUUUAGAGGACAGGUAA
Entrophospora sp. SA101 is the source of this 339-nucleotide messenger RNA. NCBI's taxonomy places the organism in Eukaryota, Fungi, Glomeromycota, Glomeromycetes, Entrophosporales, Entrophosporaceae. The record is from the annotation of a GenBank genome assembly.